This is a messenger RNA of Filobasidium floriforme, 1187 nucleotides long. RefSeq lists its product as uncharacterized. Lineage: Eukaryota; Fungi; Basidiomycota; Tremellomycetes; Filobasidiales; Filobasidiaceae. Gene Ontology annotation, cellular component: membrane. Gene Ontology annotation, biological process: mitochondrial respiratory chain complex I assembly. The coding region runs from base 118 to 1107 and encodes 329 amino acids. The record is from RefSeq and is a predicted model, not a curated record. The transcript has 6 exons.
CGAACAGGACUCGAGUACGAGCAUCACCCACGCUGGUCUUGGCUGAACGAGACGCAUCGGACUGAAGGGCGCACUCUGUAAACUUCUUUAGACUGCAAAACACCGACUCCCAUCACCAUGUCCAACUUGCUCAAGAGACUAGGGAAGCUACUACCCUUGGGACGGAACAAGCCGGUCGGUUACGAUCUCGACGGUAACCGUUUCUUUGAAUGGCCAAAUCCCGCUGGAGGUCGACCGAGAAGAUCUGUAGAAUACAAGAUCAAAAGAGACAUUCCCGACUACCUUGUACAGGAGCGACUUCCUGUCCAAUGGAUGUCAUGGCUAUCGCAUACGCGACUGGACCCACCAUCUACCGAAGAGCUGCAAAAGGAUCAGCAGCGUCGUCUCCGUUUGGCGUACAACGUGGCACAGAUCGAAGCCCGAGAUGCCGAGGAGACGGACCGAAGAAGACUUCUGACUUCACCUACCGAAUCGGCAGACUUUGACCCGUCAUCCCGUACGUCACCGGGCGCAUCGGCUGCGGCCAGUGCAUCGACCGUUCCCGUCGAUGCACCCGAAGCCUGGAACCGGGGCGACCCCUCCAAGACGUAUCCUUACGAAUCGCCAGCUUCGAGAGAGUCCAACAACGACCCCUACGCCUAUACCCCGCCCAGGCCUCAAUCUCAACACACGACGCCUCGCGAUACAUACGACCCGAAUGCACCGAUCGACAAUGACCUUCGUGCGAAAUCUCAGAGGGAGACUGAAUUGGCUCGACGUCGCAUGGAAGUUUCCAAGUCUCCCCUAUCCGGCUUUGUACCGAUCGAUCCGGGACAUUCGGAGCGAGCCGGCAGGGUUGGCAGCGAUUCCAUCAAGGGGGACGAGCGGCGCGGCGACGUAGACGCUCAGACCGAUCCGGGCUCAGUCGUCCCUCGCCCGCGAAGACGCGGUCCUGCUACCUCUGACAACAGAGGCGCACAAGAAUCCACCUCGAAGCCGAUCGAUCCUGAUGCUCUGGCGGCGAGAGGACGCGUGGGGAAGAGCGAGGUUCAGGAUGUUCAAGCGGGGUCAGAUCAGGAUAUCCGGGAAAAGGCGAAAGAGCUCGAACGCCGGAAAGAUGAACAGUAGUAGAAUCGAGCAUCUAUGAUGUUUGAGGCGCUGCACAACUUUAAGCCAUGAUGGUGUCUAUAUAUGCACACAGGACCACC